Molecule: messenger RNA, 4923 nt
Organism: Gorilla gorilla gorilla (western lowland gorilla)
Lineage: Eukaryota; Metazoa; Chordata; Mammalia; Primates; Hominidae
Gene: HOXD9
Product: homeobox D9
Exons: 2
Coding region: 487-1521 (344 amino acids)
Biological process (GO): regulation of transcription by RNA polymerase II; proximal/distal pattern formation; DNA-templated transcription
Cellular component (GO): nucleus
Molecular function (GO): DNA-binding transcription factor activity, RNA polymerase II-specific; RNA polymerase II cis-regulatory region sequence-specific DNA binding
Source: RefSeq, a predicted model, not a curated record
GCCCCGAGGGCCCGCCUGCCUCGGGCGACACCGGCCUGGCGCGCCCCUGGCCGCUCCGUGUGCCCUGGACGCGCCGCCCGCGGCUCGGAAGGUGGAGAGUCAGCGACGGGGCCCGACUGCGGGACCGAGGGCUGCAAGAAGAAGCGAACAAAUAGUCCCCAGCGCCUCCUCUGGAUGCGGUCGCUUCUGUGGUCCUGGCAGCCGCUGGGCGGGCCAGGCCAGGUCGGGCCGGGACGAGCCGGGCACAUGGACCUGGGCCUGCGGGCUCUAAUUGCGGCGCUUAUGUUGAUGAUUUUUUUUUUAAAUCACAGCAGCCCCCAGUUUAGCGGACUGAUUUACUCCCGGUAUUGGUAAAUAUGAUCACGUGGGCCGCGCGACCAAUGGUGGAGGCUGCAGCCUGCGAACUAGUCGGCGGCUCGGGCGCCGGCGGGGAGCUGCUCGGCGGCGGACAGUGUAACCUUGGGUGGGAGUGCGGGACGCCUCAAAAUGUCUUCCAGUGGCACCCUCAGCAACUACUACGUGGACUCGCUUAUAGGCCAUGAGGGCGACGAGGUGUUCGCGGCGCGCUUCGGGCCGCCGGGGCCAGGCGCGCAGGGCCGGCCUGCAGGUGUGGCUGAUGGCCCGGCCGCCACCGCCGCCGAGUUCGCCUCGUGUAGUUUUGCCCCCAAAUCGGCCGUGUUCUCUGCCUCGUGGUCCGCGGUGCCCUCCCAGCCCCCGGCAGCGGCGGCGAUGAGCGGCCUCUACCACCCGUACGUUCCCCCGCCGCCCCUGGCCGCCUCUGCCUCCGAGCCCGGCCGCUACGUGCGCUCCUGGAUGGAGCCGCUGCCCGGCUUCCCGGGCGGUGCGGGCGGUGGCGGUGGCGGUGGUGGUGGAGGCGGCGGUCCGGGCCCCGGUCCCAGCCCUGGCCCCAGCGGCCCAGCCAACGGGCGCCACUACGGGAUUAAGCCUGAAACCCGAGCGGCCCCGGCCCCCGCCACGGCCGCCUCCACCACCUCCUCCUCCACUUCCUUAUCCUCCUCCUCCAAACGGACUGAGUGCUCCGUGGCCCGGGAGUCCCAGGGGAGCAGCGGCCCCGAGUUCUCGUGCAACUCGUUCCUGCAGGACAAGGCGGCAGCGGCGACGGGGGGAACCGGGCCUGGGGCAGGGAUCGGGGCCGCGACUGGGACGGGCGGCUCGUCGGAGCCCUCAGCUUGCAGCGACCACCCGAGCCCAGGCUGUUCACUGAAGGAGGAAGAGAAGCAGCAUUCGCAGCCGCAGCAGCAGCAGCAACUUGACCCAAACAACCCCGCCGCGAACUGGAUCCACGCUCGCUCCACCCGGAAAAAGCGUUGUCCCUACACCAAAUACCAGACGCUUGAGCUGGAGAAAGAAUUCCUCUUCAACAUGUACCUCACCCGGGACCGGCGCUACGAGGUGGCCAGGAUUCUCAGCCUAACAGAGAGACAGGUCAAAAUCUGGUUUCAGAACCGUAGGAUGAAAAUGAAAAAGAUGAGCAAGGAGAAAUGCCCCAAAGGAGACUGACCCGGCGCGGUGCUGGCAGGAGCGCUCAAGGGCAGCGGAUUUGUUGUUGUUGCUGUUUUCCUUUGUGGGUGUUUGGUGCUUGAUUUCCAGAAACUCUCCAGCGACUUGGACUUCUUCUUCUUCUUUUUUUUUUUUUUCUUUUUAGAUAGAAGUGACUGUGUGGUUGGUCUCUGAGGUAUUUGGGGGACUCUGUAUUUGCUCGUUUACGUGUUGGAAAAACCAAGUGGCUUUGGGGUUUCGCCCUAUCCCACUCCCUCCCUUUCCUGCUCCAUUGGUUCCUUAAGAAAUGCUAUAUUUUGUGAGUGCAAGCUGGCUUGGGGAGCCCUCUCUUGUGUAAAUGUCCCCCAUAUUUCUGAAAAGUGCUGUAGUUUAGUCCCCUCACCCCCAGCACUGCCCAAACAGGGGCCAAGUGCGCCCCAAUUCCAAGAAUGAAGGCAGAGCGACAACAGUGUGGACACCCCGGCUGCUAGCCCACGGUGAAGCCCGGCCGGGUUGCCCACCAGUUGCGAAAGCCCCCUUUCCUCAGGGAGCACGCGGGACCUCGGUGGAGAUCUCCAGUGAGGCUUAGAGGAGCCCAGGGCCUCGGGCGGGUUGGGGUUUGUCCUCAGUGCAUUGGACGCGCUGCUCUCUCCCCUGAAGGCUGGGCUCGCGUGGGCGGCCGCGGGUGGUGGCCCUCCCGGUUCCUGCCCGAGGACCAGUUGUAAAUGUUACUGCUUCCUACUAAUAAAUGCUGACCUGAUCAAAUGGAGCCCAGACGCUGGCCCUAAACAUUGUGUGCCUGCUUUCUCUGCCUCUCUGCAAAAUAUCACACUCAGGAUAUUUCUCCUCUACCCCUGGGAGUGAGACAUUGUUAAAAAUUCAGGGCCCUUCCACCUGACAGAUCUCUCUGAUGUGUCUCUGCCUUCUCUGCUUCACAUCCCUUUGUGUAGGCAGAUGCAGCAGCACAGACCCUGUGGGGGGACAUUGGUGCCUCCCCAAGCCUGGUUCAAGGUCCUCCACGAACUCUGUGCUUGGGCCCAGUGUUAGCCUUGCAGAAGCGCCCAGAAGAGCCAGCAGGCCCCAGAAGCCAGGCACUUUCAGGCUGGGGCUUGGGUACACAGCACCCUAACCUUCCCUGGGCUCCUGAAGCCCCAGAUGCCAAACCCCUCUCCAAACAAGGGAAAGGCCAACUCUGCACUCUGGAGCAACUGUCCCAGCUUGGUGGGGCUAGCUGGCUCCGGGAGGUCCCAGCUGGUCAGGCUGUGAGCUUCUGCUCCUCCCCACCAAAGCCCCAAAGUGACCUUAGCGAUCAAAAUGGUCAAGGCUCUCCUCCCCAGCCACCUCCAUUUCACCGUCCCCUUCCCCCCACCCAGCUUCUGUGUAUGUUUAGCCCCCAGCUUGGCCCUCUGAGGGCUGCAUUCAGGGGCUAAAAUGAAGGUCAUUGUAAGUGAGGGUUUGGGUGAGCACAGCAUUUGCAGGCCAAAGAGGCAGCACUGCCAAGUGGCCUGAGCUGGGUGGAAGGUGGGGGCGGUGGCAGAGAUCUUGGGGGGUCCCAAUGAAAGAGGGGACUCGAAGAAAAAGCAGAGGGGGGCUGGGAGGGAAAGCCAAGGAAGGCCCAGAUCCAGCAGAAGGUGCUGCGCACCCCUGCCACUGUGGCCAGCUCAGUACCUAGGGCUCUUUGAAAACAGGAAGAGCCAAGGUGUCAUAAAGCCAUCUAGCCAGCCAGACGUCUGGAGGUAAUGAGUUUACGACAGGCCCGGUGCUUUGCUUUGAAACCAUCUCAUUUUGAUGUUUGUGUUUGUGGGAGAAAAGGAAAAAUGCGGACAAAACUGGGUCUUAAAAUCUAGACAAUAAAAUAUAAACAAGACUGCCUUGGACCAAGAAGGCAGGGGCAUGGGAGCCCCCGGGUGAGGUGUGAGCACCUAGGAAGUAAACAUGAAAGAGGUAGGAAGGAAGAGGUGAAUGAAUUUCUGAUUUUUGAAAUGAACCAGGUAAUGGAAGUAGCCUAAGGAGAUGGCAUUUUAUAAUAUUUUGACUAUGACCACGGUUUAGCUGGUUCUUUAGAAACAAACAAACAAAAAAAUUGGCCUGUUAUCUGGGGAUAGGGCGGUUAGUGAUCUUAGGUCAUUUACCUAGGUGAGAGUCUCCCAGAAGUGUGGUUCGCGGGAAAAGAUGAAGUUAGAUGCCUAUUCACAAGAAGCUCUGGCCCUCCACUCCAAACUUUGAAGCAAAAUGUUGUUGAAAUUUAUGUCUAUUCACUUAUAAAAAAAUACAAUUGUUACACCUAAACGGGAGGAAAGCAGUUUUGAAGAUGAGUAAAAAGAUUAACCUAACAGGAAACACUUAAGCCAAUUGAAUAGUCAUUGCUUUUAAAAAAAAUUCUAGUGGAAUGCUUAGUUCAAUGACUUUUGACAUAUAUUUUUAAAAUCCCAUUUAUUGUCCAUAGAAAUUCAAACAAACAGAAGCGCAAAGGGACUUUCCAGACAGCCACUCAGAGAUCCAGCAAAAAGCUUUUGAUUUGGCUUCAAUUCCCCCCAAAAUCGGCCACCUACGUGGGCCCCAAAGCAUUAAAGUUACAGUGUUAAAGUAGCAAAUAUUCAUGAUUUAAUCCUAAAAGCAACAGCUGUAAGAGAAAAACAAAAACAUAACAAUACUUGAUUUCUGUAAUUUCUUAGUUGCCAAAGUGUCUGGUUCCUCUGGAAAAUAAAAAGCCUCUUGGCAGUUGAUAUUUAGAAAGUUGUAGGUUUUGUUAAAUCUAGCCUGUCCUAUAAUUGUUUUAAAAGGCACAGCUGGGCGGUUACAGCAUGGGGACUUUUGGUGUCUGGCAAAAGAAGGGCUGGAAGCUUUUGGAAAAGACACUACUGGAAGCUGUUGGAAGCACUGAUUAGAAUAUCCUAGCAUGCAGGAGCUCCUGCUUGCUGCUCUUGACUUGUUGACAGUCACAGGAAUGAAGCAUUAUUAGUGUCAGCAGUCCAAGCCCCAAACUGAAGAACGAGAUUAGAAUUGGUUUGAGAUGAAUAAAAAUUAAAUUCAGUGGACUGGAGGUGGCAUUUGGCCACUAGAGAGCGCUGUUGCUCCACUUUCUGAUCUCGUAAAGCUGGAAUUGCGGCGGAGAAAGGUUUUGAUUAAAAAUAUUAACAAUCUUAUUUUUAAUCCGAAAUUAGGAUAAUUUUAACCAAAAAUAAACAAGGUUUACUAUUAAUUUCUGUGUUUUCUGGGCAUAAAAUUUUGGCUCGAUCAUGGCUUCAGAAACUUUGGACUGUGGCACAGCGGAAACUAUAAAACAUGAUAAAUUAAUGUAUUAUAUCAAAACAGAAAGCUGUAAAAAGCAUAGAUCUUUUCUUACUAAGUUAAUCGCGCUCUUUUUCUACUCAUAUUAUAAACGGAAUGCUUAAAUAAAUGUUAAAAACUGUUUUGUCCCAA